This is a messenger RNA of Phlebotomus papatasi, 1929 nucleotides long. RefSeq lists its product as uncharacterized. The annotation marks the transcript as partial. NCBI's taxonomy places the organism in Eukaryota, Metazoa, Arthropoda, Insecta, Diptera, Psychodidae. The transcript is spliced from 3 exons. The record is from RefSeq and is a predicted model, not a curated record.
AUGGAAUUUAUAGCAGAAGCAUUGGCCAAUGUAAUUGGCGUUGUUGAAUUUGUAACACUAUUGGCUGUGCAUGGACCCGUGGAUUGGGUUUCCUGUACUAUAGAAGCAACUUGUGGGCUAGUAGCCGGUGUUGCCGAGGUCGAAGCAUACGAGGAAUCUGCUGAGUCGCGUCUCUUGCCACACGCGGCGGCUGGACACAUGAUCCUCAUGCCCGUGCGCAGAGGCGGAUUCCUCAUGGAUAGGAAUAAUGCGUCAACACUAAUGGCAUCAGCAACAUAUCAAUUCUUAAGCUUGGAAAGAAGAUUGGGAAAGAAGGAAGACCUCAAGAUUGCAUACUCUCAGGCCAUUAAGGAGUACCUCGACUUGAAAAUCAUCGAGGAGGUACCUUCAACUGAACUAGAUUCGCCAUCGUACUAUCUCCCUCAUCACGGAGUUGUUCGAGAACAAGCGAUCAGCACACAGUUGCGAAUAGUAUUCAACGCGAGUGCUCGCUCUCAGUCAGGCGUUAGUCUCAAUCAGUGUCUCAUGGUAGGCCCAGUUGUUCAGCCAUCUUUGGUAGAAGUCCUUUGGCGAUUUCGCUUACACAAAUAUGCCUUGACAUGUGAUAUCGUCAAGAUGUACCUGCAGGUACAUCUGGUUCCUGAGCACAGGAAUUAUCAGCGAUUCAUAUGGAGGGAACAUCCUUCAGAUGAUAUUAAACAUUAUCGAUUCCGUACUGUGUGUUUUGGUAUCGCGUCUUCACCAUAUUUAGCGACCAGAACCCUCAAUCAAUUGGCGGAUGAUGAAGGUCAAUCUUUCCCUAUGGCUGCCAAGGCAGUUAAAGAGUCAUUUUAUGUCGACGAUUGUUUGGCAUCAGUUCCAGAACAGGCACAAGUUUUAGAGUUGAAACAUCAACUCAUUCAUCUCAUGGAACGCGGACAAUUCCAACUGGCUAAGUUCCAGACAAACUGCUCAGUUGAAGUCGACAACAACCAAGAAAGUCACUCAGACGUCAUCAUUUCUGACAAUUUGGUGAAAACCUUGGGAUUAAUGUGGAACAGCAAAGUUGACACCUUUCAGUUCAAACUGUCCAAUGAUCUCCCUAAGAUAAAUGUCACCAAAAGGCAGAUUCUUUCAGUCAUCGCUAGGAUCUAUGAUCCCCUUGGGUUGCUUGGUCCAAUAGUCACCAAUGCGAAACUCAUUCUUCAGGCAGCAUGGCAGUGCAAAACUGAUUGGGAUAUGAUAGUUCCCGGUGAACUGCAGCACAGAUGGGCAUCGUUUAUCAAUGACCUACCAUUAAUUGAACUUUUACGAAUACCUAGAUGGGUAGUGAAUGUGGAGUCCCCAGCGCAGGUGGAACUACACGUUUUCUCAGAUGCAAGCUCACUUGCAUAUGGAGCCGCCAUUUUUUUGGUCUGUGAAGAUGUCAAUGGACACAGGUCAUCCGGACUUCUCACUGCCAAGUCAAAAAUAACCCCUUUAAAGUCAACGGAAGCUCAAGGAAAUGAACUCACCAUUCCUAAGGCAGAAUUGCUUGGGGCUCAAAUGGCGGCAGAGUUGAUGUUCAUGGUCUCAAAAGCAUUGGGCAUUGAACGGAAAUUUUAUUGGACAGAUGCAGCUGUUGUUCUGCACCAAAUUUAUUCUCCAUCAGAGAAGCGAGAAACAUUUGUUCGAAAUAAGGUUCGCAUUAUUCGAAAAUUGUCACAGGCUGAGGAGUGGGGCCAUGUUCCGACGAAACAAAACCCAGCAGAUGCUCUUUCUAGAGGUUCUACUGUUCAGGAGUUGAUGGUCAACAAUCUAUGGUGGUUAGGACCAGAUUGGUUGACAAAAGGAACAGAUUCUUGGCCAGUUGCCUUUUCCCCUCAUACCUUUUCCAUUACAAGAGACACUUCUUUAGCAUCAGUUAACGUGGUGUUAAAGGAAGAAAAGAGUGAUCAUCCUCAGAAUUCU